AUAUUCUUCCUCGCCUAGUGUCUUGCUUCCAAGCCCUAGGUUUCUCUUUACCUGACAGCUCUAGGAGAGCCUCACGUUCUACACUUUCACCAGCCCCUAGUUCAUUCGAUCGUUACACAAGUGCUAGUGCGCGCGUCGCUACGUCCGUAGCUUAUUUCGCAUAUCAGGCAGCUCGUCGCAGACAGCCAUGGGGGAUCGGACGGUCCACGUCGGCAAUCUCGAGACGUUCGUGAACGAGAGCACGCUCUACCUGCUCUUCUCGCAGUUCGGCACCGUCACCAACGUGCGUCUCGCGGGGGACCCUAAGAUGCAGACGCGGUACGCGUUUGUGGAGUUCAACGAUUCCGUUAUGGCGCACGCAGCCUGCUUGCUAGACGGGCUGCAGGUCGGCUCGCGGAACCUUCGUGUCUCGCUGUCCAAGCCCUACGCCGGGAAAGGAGCAGCGGCAGCGACAGUUCAGAACCCCUUGGCGGCGCUGAUGGGAGGCGCGGGACUGGCAGCGGCACCUUCCGCCGCUGCACCUCGAAAGCGGUCCACCGUGGAGGAUCAGGAACGCAUUUCGCGGACCAUCCACGUCCGCAAUGUCGACAUCCAGAUCACCGAGGCGAUGCUGGUCGAGUACUUCGGCGUGUGCGGCACGGUGACGGCGGCGCGCACGGCGGGCACGGGCAACCCGCGCACGGCGUGGAUCGAGUUCGCGGCGCAGCAGUCCGCGCUCGCCGCGCUGUCCCUCGACGGCCAAGUGCUCGCCGGACAGACGCUAAGAAUCUCCCCAUCCAAGUCCGCCAUUCAGACCAACGCGCUGUCGCAGCGCAACGCGGCGGCGGCAGCCCUCCCCACGAUGACGCCCGCCAUGAUGAUGGCCGCCGUCGCCGCCCCGCAGAACAUCGUCAAAGUGCAGGGCAUCCCCGCUAAGCCCACCCACCCCGUGGCGUCGGAGGACGAGGUGCGCGGGCUCCUGGAAGGGCAGUGCGGCCUGGUCAAGUCGCUCAUCAUCGUGCCCGUGCCGGGGCCGCCGCCUGAGGAGGGGGACAAGGAGAAGGGCGAGGGGGGCGAGGAGGGGAAGGAGGGGGAGAAGGAGAAAGGGGAGCGGUACAAGGGGCCGACAAAGAUGGCAACGGUUGAGGUGGAGGAUGCAGUGGCGGUGGGCAGGGCGCUGGAGCUGAACGGCACCACGUUCAUGGGCGCCACCAUCUCGGUUGAGAAGGUUGAACCCCUCCCGCCCGCCCCCGUGCCCGCCCCUUCCUCCAUCCCUCCCGCAGCCUUCGCCAUCCCGGGCCUCGACCCCUCCCUCCUCGACCCCUCCCUCCUCUCAGACCCCACCUUCCUCGCUGCGGCCGCUGCAGCAGGGGCACUCCCCCCCACCUCCGCACUCCCUCCCCCGCCCCCCCUGCCCCCCAACACCCACCCCACGGUCGUGUCAACUGAGCCGGAUCACACUGACGGCACCACAGCAGCAGCAGCAGCGGCUGCGGCAACUUCAGAUAACGACCACAAGGACUCGCAUGGGUCGCACAAGCGCUCGGCGGAUGACCACAAGGGCGGAGACAAGCGUGCACGCCACGACUGACCAGCAGCCCGGGAACCCGGUGGUUUUCACUCGAUACACUUGCCUGGCUUUGAGGCCUUAGCCCUCUCACAGGAUGGUACAUUUUGCUUGUUGGACCUACUAGUUCCCUUAUGGAUGACAGCCACUGCAGUACCAGUGCAGCCGCAGUGAGGUGGAUAGGAUGGCCGCACACAAAUGUCGCUCAAAAAACCUACCGCGUUCUUCGGUCAGCCUUCAAAUGUGUGGUAGUGG
Molecule: messenger RNA, 1801 nt
Organism: Closterium sp. NIES-67
Lineage: Eukaryota; Viridiplantae; Streptophyta; Zygnematophyceae; Desmidiales; Closteriaceae
Source: the annotation of a GenBank genome assembly